Sungouiella intermedia is the source of this 777-nucleotide messenger RNA. The record is from the annotation of a GenBank genome assembly. NCBI's taxonomy places the organism in Eukaryota, Fungi, Ascomycota, Pichiomycetes, Serinales, Metschnikowiaceae.
AUGCCUGACACCUCAUUUGCAUCGGACUUCCAAAACCAGCGAUACCCUACCGUGGAAGAAACUGUUCGAGACAAUGCUUCCGUAUUAUACAAAAGGAAGAAGUUCUUCCUUCAAGACGUCCGUAAGUUGGCAGGGACGCUAGGAUAUGUCCUCAUAGGGCUUGUUUACCUACGAGAUCGCUCCAUCUCGCUGUUUUUGUCGCGUACACUUGUGCAACACUACCUUUCAGACCCAUUUCCUCCCCCACUGCAUUUGCUUUUGGAUACAGCCAACCAAGAAGACGCCCGCUCGUAUGCUAAACUUGUGUUUAUCAUGACUUUCAAUGCAUCUGCCAUCAUAUUUCAUUUUUUCUUUGGCGAUACACAUGUGAGAAGUGGAGGAGACGGACUUUUACAUGGAGGACUCACUGUACAAUUUAUAGGUGAAAGACUGCCCACCAGCGUGUGGGAAUUGGUAUUUUUGGACUGUUUAAUCCUCCUAGAUCAGCUUUUAUAUCAUGGAUUGACAUGUGGAGUUGAUGAUGCAGAGAUUCUUCAUAUAAAAUCACCAGUAAUUGAGGGUGACGACAACGUGUGUCCUGAGGUGGUAUCGAACGGGUACAACGGCAACGUCACGUUGGUGACGUUGGACAUAUUUGCGCAUUUCAAGAAGGUGUUGCUGUUUCGUGCACAGCCAUUACAAUUUGCAAUGAAUCGCAGUUCGAUGAGACUUCAGCAGACAGACCCGCAGGUUUCGGGGUUGUUAUUUAGUAGAGAAAUGGCGGAACGAAUGGCUUAA